Messenger RNA from Sebastes umbrosus (honeycomb rockfish), 5563 nucleotides. It is a transcript of the gene slitrk4, whose product is annotated as SLIT and NTRK-like family, member 4. The coding region runs from base 689 to 3277 and encodes 862 amino acids. The record is from RefSeq and is a predicted model, not a curated record. The transcript has 2 exons. Gene Ontology annotation, biological process: positive regulation of synapse assembly; regulation of presynapse assembly; axonogenesis. Gene Ontology annotation, molecular function: protein binding. Gene Ontology annotation, cellular component: glutamatergic synapse; membrane. NCBI's taxonomy places the organism in Eukaryota, Metazoa, Chordata, Actinopteri, Perciformes, Sebastidae.
CAUUUUUUUCCAUCCUCUUCCUUCUCCAGUCUCACCCCUUAAAAAAAAAAAAAAAGCUCCAAGAAUGACAGACUUAUUUCACCGCAUCACCGACCGCCUUGCGCCUUUUUUCACGCCUUGGAGUCGCCGGACGCGCUGUCAAGAUCUCUAAAAAGCUGUCUGCAUCUCUCUCAGACUCUCUCUCUAUCUCUCUCUCUCCCUCUCUUUCUCUCUCUCUUUCUCUCCUGCAACCUAAUGAAUGCUCUCCCAUGGAGGUAGUACAACCACCUUGGGGACCGACCGACCAGAGAGGUGAUUUUUCCAAGCAAGAGGAGCCCGUCAGCAAGAGACGCAUCGGGUGAAAUCGGAGCUCCCCCCCCCCCCCAACACCACCACCCCUCCACCUCCCUCCUCUUCCUCCUCCUCCUCCUCCUCCUCCUCCUCUCUCCAUCUCCACCGCACCCCCGCCAGUUUGCUUGGCUCGGGUUGAUCUACAGUAGCCUACAUGGGGAUAUAGGGGGCUGGAGGAAAACCUUGUUGCGCCCCUAGAACUGUCUGCUGUUCUACUACAGCUGCUGCUGGGAAGACUGCUUGUCUCCUUCCAUGUCUCACCAAUGCUGCCCCGUGUCUCCAGAGGGAGCCGCAUUCAUUACCACCUCAGCUUUGGGUUACUAAAUGGUUUACUGGGGGAGGAUUUCUAACCGGCGAGAUGCUGCUCGUACUCCUGCUGGCAGCCUUUUCUUCCUCCAUCUCCGGCUCCCUCUCCUCCUCCCUCUCCUCCCCCUCCAUGUCGGACGGACCCCAGACGGCGGACCCGUCCGCCUCGGACCUGAUGGCCGAGACCUGCAGCGCCUGCUCCUGCAUGUCGGUGGAGAACGUGCUGUACGCCAACUGCGAGAAGAUCACCGUCUACCGGCCCACGCAGCUCAUCCCGCCGGCCUCGUCCCUCUACCACCUGAACUUCCAGAACAACUUCUUGAUCAUACUCUACCCGAACUCGUUCCUCAACUUCACCCACGCCGUGUCGCUGCAGCUGGGGAACAAUAAACUGCAGAACGUGGAAGGCGGAGCGUUCAUGGGGAUGAGCGCGUUGAAGCAGUUGCACCUGAACAAUAAUGAGUUAAAGGUGCUGCGAGCGGACACUUUCCAAGGGAUAGAGAACUUGGAAUACCUUCAGGCUGACUACAACUUGAUCAAGUACAUCGAAAAGGGAGCGUUUAACAAACUGCACCGGCUAAAAGUGCUCAUCCUGAAUGAUAAUCUCGUACAGGCACUUCCUGACAACAUAUUUCGCUUUGCCUCGCUCACACACCUGGAUAUAAGGGGGAACAGGAUCCAGAAACUUCCUUAUUUGGGGGUUCUUGAGCACAUUGGGCGCAUUGUAGAGCUUCAGCUGGACGACAACCCCUGGAACUGUACCUGUGAUUUAGCACCUCUCAAGGCAUGGCUUGAAAACAUGCCCUAUAAUAUUUUUAUCGGCGAGGCCAUAUGCGAAACACCGAGUGACUUGUAUGGGAGGCUCCUGAAAGAAACCAACAAACAGGAGCUUUGUCCCAUGGGAACAGGAAGUGACUUUGAUGUUCAGAUGCCGCCCGCGCCACCCGAUAACGGGUCGCCUUCCAAAAUGUCCCCAACCACUGUGGCUCCCGCAGCCACAAAAACGCCAAAAACCACGGACUCAUCGAAGAUUUACGGUAAUGGUAUUGUGGCCGGUUUGCCCCCUUUUGGAGGAAUAAACCAGAUUGUUUCCUAUCGAACACAGACCCCUCCUUUGUUGUGUCCACAGCCCUGCAGCUGUAAAGCCCACCCCUCUGACUUUGGCAUCAGCGUCAGCUGUCAGGAGAGGAAUGUUAAAAGUUUAGGUGAUCUCAUUCCCAAACCCCCAAAUGCCAAGAAGCUUCACCUGAGUGGAAAUUACAUCCGCGACAUAAGCCCGGCUGAUUUCCAAGGGUUUGAGGGCCUAGAUUUGCUACAUCUUGGCAGCAAUCAAAUUGUCACAGUCCAGAAAGGCGUGUUUUCUAACCUCACUAAUCUGAGGAGACUGUAUUUGAAUGGAAACCAGCUUGAACAGUUACACCCGGAGAUGUUUUUGGGCCUCACGAACCUACAGUAUCUAUAUUUGGAAUACAAUGCCAUAAAAGAAAUCUUAGCGGGUACAUUUGACUCCAUGCCGAACCUCCAACUCCUGUAUCUCAACAACAACGUUCUGCGGAGUCUCCCCGCCUAUGUGUUUGCGGGUGUGUCUUUAGCCAGGCUGAAUCUGAAAAACAACCACUUCAUGACCCUACCAGUGAGUGGUGUCUUGGACCAGCUGCGAACAUUGACCCAGAUAGACCUAGAAGGGAACCCGUGGGAGUGUUCCUGCGAUCUUGUCGCCCUCAAACUCUGGCUCGAGAAGCUAAGUGAUGGAGUGGCUGCCAAAGAGGUGAAAUGUGCCUCCCCUGUGCAGUUCUCCAACAUCGAGCUGCGUCUCUUGAAAAAUGAGAUCCUGUGCCCUAAGCUUGUGCCGAGACCGCCGUUUAUCCUCACUAGCGCCACCCCUGUUUUGACCUCAGUGUCGCCUGCCGGAGUCGGCAAAGCACCGCCGGGAGGGCCCGUGCCUCUCUCCAUCAUGAUCCUCAGCAUCCUCGUGGUGCUUAUCCUCACUGUGUUUGUGGCCUUCUGCCUUCUAGUUUUUGUCCUGAGGCGGAAUAAAAAGCCACAGGGCAGGCAGGAGGGGCUCGGGAAUCAGGAGUGCGGCUCCAUGUCGUUGCAGCUCCGCAGGCACAGUCACAAAUCCGGCAAAAAGGGCUCCAUCCCAGGGGACGACUUGGGAGGCGAGACGUUCAUCCCCCAGACCAUCGAGCACAUCGGCAAGAGCCACACCUGCGGUAUUGGACGCUCCUCGGACAUGGACGCCGGGUUCAAGUUCGCGGACUCGCAGAGGCAGAAGAUCAUCCUCCGGAACAGCGCCGACAAGGACAAAGACUCGCUCUCCACCCUGGAGCGCAACAAACGCCUCAGCACCAUCGACGAGCUGGAGGAGUUCCUCCCCCACCGGGAGCCCAGCAUGUUCAUCCAGAACUUCCUGGACGGCAAAAGAGAUUUCAACAGCAUAGGGAUGGGCGGGUACGAGAUCCGCUACCCGGAGAAAACGCUGGAUAAAAAGAUGAAGAAGUCGUCGCUGAUAGGCGGGAACCACAGUAAGAUCGUGGUGGAGCAGAGGAAAAGUGAGUAUUACGAGCUGAAAGCCAAGCUCCAAGGAACGCCUGAUUACCUGCAGGUGCUCGAGGAGCAGACUGCGUUGAGUAAAAUGUAGGGGAUGUUUGAUUUAGUGCAUUGAUUAACACGCACAUACACAUGGAAGUCAGACACGCAUACAGGCAGACAGACAGCCAAACACAUCUGCCUUUCUCUGGUACUUUCUUUCUCCCCCCUCUGGCCACACACACCAUUCAACCCCCCCAAGAUCUCUCGCUUUCUGUCUUCAUCUCCCUCUCUGCAGCCACACACACACACACACACACACACGCACACACACACACACACACGCACACACACACACACACACACACACACACACACACACACACACACACACUCCCACACACAGCGAAAAAGUGCCUUCUGGAAAUCCUUAAUGACCAAUGCAGAGAUGGACAAAAUGGCUCCACACCACAAAAAGCUAUUACUAGAAUCAGCGUGGAUCUAUUUCACAGUAAAAGACCUUUUGGAUUAUCCAUGCCACUACAUGUAUGAAUCCCACAUACAUACCACAGGACACCCUAAAAAAGCAACCAAACAGUCAUAGUAUUUUUUUGCUGCUAUUGAAAUUGGGUACUUAUUUUAGUUUUUUUCUUCUUUCUUUUUCUCUCUUCCUUUUGUUUUCCCAACCAAAUCAAAAGGGUGUUGAAAACUUGAGAAUAUACCUCGCCGUCUUCAACCCUUGUUUAAAAAAAGAGAAAAAAAAAAGAAAGAAAAAGGGGAGGGCACAUCGUCGGUUGUUGUUCUUUUCGCUCUGGAAGGUAUCCAAAAUCACCGCUUCUGGGAUGAGAUUAACAGAGUUGGUGACUCAAUGGAUGCUACUUUUUUUUUUUUUUGUAUUUGCGGGGAUAUCUGUUUGUUCUUGGGGAUGCCCUCUGGAGUCGGCUGCAGACUCUCUGCCACCUUGUCUGGAUUACACACCAGUAGCAGUGCACCUGCUCUUUGCCGGGUAGGAGGCUAAAACGGCUCCCGUUUAGGGCAUCGCAAAACUCUUUUUUUGGGGUGGGGAAUGAUUUCCUGACUCGUUCUCUUUGUGUACGGAGCCAUGUUAAAUAUAGUGUCUUCUGAAUGGAGUUGUGUUUCUCUUCAAAAAUUGCUACUUACAGUACCUGUAUGUUUUUGGGUGAAAUCUAAAACGGCACACACACUGUCAGAGGACGUUGUUUCUGAAAAAUGAUAAAAACCCGAGGAUAAAAAAAAUUUACAAAGCUGCUUGCCAUGUAAGCGUAAACCUGGAAUUUAUUUUGUAAGUCUUACAUUAUUUGUAUCUGUGGGACUGGUUUGUAAAUUACACGAAAGGACACACACACACACACACACACACAAACACACACACACACACACACACACACACACACACACACUGUACGACGGAGCAUCAUCAUCAAGAGACUACAAGCCAGAAUUGUCAAACGAACCGCUAAUAUAAUUCAAUCGGUGAUCCACCUCCCCCCUUGUCAGCUCUCAAUUCGUAGUAAAAAGAAUUUAACAACAUAGUUAAUUUAUUUUUCUAUGCAGGAUUAUUUAAAGAGUUAUUGGUAUUAUUUAAAAAAAGAAUAAUACACAAAGAGUGGAAAAGGACUUGAUAGAAUGAUGCAUCAGAGCUAAUUCAGGCCACCAGAAGAAGUGAGUGUUGAGUUGAUUCAAGGGUUCUUGUUUCUCGCCGGAGAACUUGACCCGCUGGACGCAAGGGGUUGUGAAAUGUGAUCUGUGAUGUUUCCUUUUUAUUGUGUCGCACGACGAGCCGAGGCCUGAUAGAAGUCUGUGCAGUUUCAAGCAGUUUCCUUAUUCUUAUAUCUCCCACAGUAUCUUGUAAAAGGUUUUUCUUAUUAACAUUAUGCAACCAAAAUAAAUGUGCAUUAAACUUGAUAUGGUUCCAGAAUUGUUGGGAUGGUUGAAUGGAGAUGUGUGCGGGGUUUGGGGAGGGGGGGGGGGGGGGGGGGGGGGGGGGGGGGGGAUGAAGAAGGCAUCAAAUUGAAGCUCUAAAUUGUUAGAUCUGGGCAGAAUCGUAUCAUAAUGUGCAAUAUUAGUAAAAACAUGCUCGGUCAUGAUGGCUUGGAAAUGAUUUUGUUUAAUUUAUUUAGUUUGAGGUUAUAUUGUCAAGACAGGUUCUAUUUCGGAAAUUCUUUUAUCAACUUAACUCUAUCCGGUCCUUAUUUAAAAAAAAGUAUUGUUACGUUGAAAUUAUGAGUGUUUAUUGACAUUACAAAUGAAUAGAAUGUAUCUUGGAAAGUAUAAUAAAUACAAUUUUUCUAUCGGUCAUAAAUCUCCUGUAUAUUGGUUAAUUUUCUCUUGUAUAAUCAUGUUGAAAUCAAGGUAUUAAAAUCAGCACCUAUUUGCA